AUGACGUUCCGCAGUCUCCUGGAGUCGGAGAAGAUAGCGAUCUAUGCUGUUCUACUACAUCACAGCACGAACGGUAAACUUCGUUACGGCGACUUAAAGCAGCAAGCUAGCCUCUACAACGUUGCCGAGCGAACCAUCCAGCGUGUGUGGGUACAAGGGCAAGCAAAUCGUUCGUUCAAGUCACCUCCGUCGCGAAUGCGCAAGCCAGCCGACGUCUUGUUGCUACAAGAACGGGUGUCAAAGCUGCCCCCAACAAAGAACAUGGAUCUACGCACCAUGUCGGAAGCGCUUCACGUUCCGAAGUCGACGCUGCACGAUGCAUUUGUUGCCGGUGUACUCGUCCGCAAGCACUCGUCGUUGAAGCCCAUGCUGACCGACGCCAACAAGGAAGCACGCAAACGUUACGCGCUCUCGUUCACCCACUUUCCGCACAACGUACAACAGAUCGUGGUCCAGCACGACAACGCAACACCCCACGCUGUAACCACUGACCCCGAUGUCGUUGCCGCGACCGUGUCGAACGGUCACCGCAUCGCCUUUGGCGAGCAGCCAGCAAACAGCCCGGACUUGAACAUCCUUGACCUCGGCUUCUUCAACUCGAUCCAAGCGCUACAACAGAAGAUGCCCGCUUACACAGUGGACGAUUUGAUCAGAAACGUGGAGAAUCCGUUUACGAACGUACUCGCGGUGUCGUUGGACAACGUGUUUUACACGUUGCAGACUGUCAUGGAGUGCAUCUUGGAGACUGGUGGAAGCAACAAGUACAAGCUGCAGCACAUUGGCAAAGAAGCCAAGCGUCGACGCGGUGAGCUGGAAGAGUCGUUGACAUGUUCUGCUGACACGUACCUUGCUGCUCGGCUUGCCGACCUUUGA
Molecule: messenger RNA, 873 nt
Organism: Aphanomyces invadans
Lineage: Eukaryota; Oomycota; Saprolegniomycetes; Saprolegniales; Verrucalvaceae
Exons: 2
Coding region: 1-873 (290 amino acids)
Molecular function (GO): nucleic acid binding
Source: RefSeq, a predicted model, not a curated record